GAUAUUCCAGCCCAGCUGUCCUAUCAGUCACCUCAAGACCAAUUCCACAAAACCCAAAUAACCAAUGAGAUUUUUCACAGCCCCGUGGCACAACAAUAGCCUCCAAUCCAUCUGAAGCAAAAUCAGAAGGGAAAUCUCAAUCUAACACAUGAACCAAUCAGAUGGUGCUGAUGUGUAGAUUUCCUAAUCCACAAAUCUUCUCAAUUUCAUAUAUAACCUCUCCUUCCCCCUUCAAUAACUUUCAUAAGCUUGCUACUUCGCACCAUACCACAGUACAGAAAAACUUCAGACUUCAGAGAAGCUUUGCAAUAUCAUGGCAACCUCCGCCAUCCAACACUCUGCAUUUGCAGGCCAGACGGCAUUGAGGCCACAGAACGAGCUCGUGAGGAAGGUGGGCAGCUUUGGUGGUGGCCGCGCCACCAUGAGGCGCACCGUGAAAAGUGUUCCACAAAGCAUCUGGUACGGGCCAGACCGCCCAAAAUACUUGGGCCCAUUCUCAGAGCAAACUCCAUCGUACCUGACCGGUGAAUUCCCUGGUGACUAUGGAUGGGACACCGCUGGGCUUUCUGCUGAUCCAGAGACUUUCGCCAGGAACCGGGAGCUGGAGGUGAUCCACAGCAGAUGGGCCAUGCUUGGUGCUUUGGGCUGUGUCUUCCCCGAAAUCCUUGCAAGGAAUGGUGUCAAAUUUGGUGAGGCUGUGUGGUUCAAGGCUGGAGCUCAAAUCUUCUCAGAAGGUGGACUUGACUAUCUUGGCAACCCCAACCUCAUUCAUGCCCAGAGCAUCCUUGCCAUCUGGGCCUCCCAAGUUGUGCUCAUGGGCUUCGUUGAAGGUUACCGGGUUGGCGGAGGCCCACUUGGUGAAGGACUUGAUAAAAUCUACCCUGGAGGUGCCUUUGACCCACUUGGCCUUGCUGAUGAUCCUGAUCAAUUUGCAGAAUUGAAGGUGAAAGAGCUCAAAAAUGGAAGAUUGGCCAUGUUUUCCAUGUUUGGAUUCUUUGUCCAGGCCAUUGUCACCGGAAAGGGUCCAAUUGAGAACCUCUAUGACCAUCUUGCUGAUCCGGUGGCCAACAAUGCAUGGGCUUAUGCCACCAACUUUGUCCCCGGAAAAUGAGAUGUAUAAGUACCAUGCCUCAUUCAGCUGUAACAUUACUAAAUCUUCCUGCUGUCAAUGAACUUCUCUGGUUGUGGAAUUGAUGAAUAUUGAUGUAACAUUAUGAGGAGAAACUGCUUAUUUUGAACCUAAGUUAUCACCAGAUUUCGACUCCUUUGUCCAUACAGUCCUGAUCAUUUUUCCUGCACACCAAGUCCAUCACUAGUAUCUGCACAAAAAGAACAUAAACACAACAAUAUAUUACCAAUUUGGCAGGCAAGGAUGGAGAAGGAAAUAUUUGGAUGUUAUUAAAGCAGUUCCACAUUCAAAGUAACUGAAAG
Molecule: messenger RNA, 1431 nt
Organism: Ilex paraguariensis (yerba mate)
Lineage: Eukaryota; Viridiplantae; Streptophyta; Magnoliopsida; Aquifoliales; Aquifoliaceae
Source: the annotation of a GenBank genome assembly